AUGUUUGUUACCAUGUCUAAUUCUUUUAAACUUUUUUCUUGGAAUGUUGGAGGAGCUGGAGGGAAAGCUUUUGCUCGUUCUUUGAAGCUUGCUCUUCAGCUCCAUAGGCCUGACUUUGUUAUCUUGCUGGAACCGCAGGUCAGUGGGGAGGUAGCCAACAGGGUCUGCGACAGGAUGGGCUUUUCGGAUGUGGCCAGAGUUGAGGCUAAUGGGAGGAGUGGGGGUGUGUGGGUCUUCUGGAAUGGCGGUUCUUUCACUGUUCACAUUGCUUCGGCCGGCCCCCAACACCUUUCUCUCAUGGUGGAAAAACCUAACUCUCCGAAUUGGCUCCUAACGGCGGUCUAUGCUUCUCCGCGGCAGCAAGAGCAGAAGCUGCUUUGGAAUUUCUUGGUUAAUCAGAGCAAGGAGGUGGCCUGCCCGUGGAUUCUGACUGGCGAUUUCAACGCGAUACUGAUGCCAGAAGAAAAGUCCGGGGCUCCCACUGCUGCUACCCUCCAGCGUUGUAGGAGAUUUAGUGAUUGGAUCAAUCUGGCCGAACUGGUGGACUUGGGCUUCUCGGGACCGGCUUUUACCUGGUCUAGAGGACACGAAACUUCCUCUUACAAAGCUAGCCGCCUCGACCGGUCGCUCUGCAACUUGGCGUGGAAUGAGGCCUUCCCCAGCACGUCUGUUAUUCACCUACCACGUUUGAGCUCAGAUCACAAUCCUAUUUUGACUAUGGUUUUACCUCAGGGAGUACCUUCUCAGCUCCCUAGAAAGUUCAAGUUUGAGGCCGCCUGGCUUACCCACGAUAGCUUCAAUGAUCUGCUAACUUCUUCUUGGAAUACGCAGGUGGCUCUUCCUCAAGCUCUCCAGGAUUUUGCCAGCAAGCUUCAAGACUGGAACUGUUCCGUUUUUGGCAAUGUUCACCAUAGGAAGAUGAGACUUUUGGCAAGGACUGGCGGUAUUGAGAAGAGGCUCGCGAUCGCCUUCUGUCCGGGGUUGGCAAAGCUCCACUCUAAGUUGGGAGCCGAGCUGGAGAAAACUCUGGAGCAGGAAGAGCUUCUAUGGUUUCAGAGAGCUCGGGAGAAGUGGGUCAAGUUUGGGGAAUGCAACACAGCCUAUUUUCAUCAAAUCGCCAAAAUUAGAAGGCGGGCUAACAAGAUCGCGUGCUUGAAGAAUGAUAAUGGUGAUUGGAUCCAUGAUAUGCAGGAGCUAAAAACCCUGGUUUUUAAUUUCUAUAUCGAUCUUUAUACGCAGGAGGGGGAUCAGUAUGUUGACCACAUGCCGAAAGGAGCUUUUCCGCGGCCAAACCAGUCCGAGUGGCUUGCUUUGCUGCGUCCUUUUACCAUCUUGGAUAUCCAUAGGGCAAUCUUCGACAUGAAGCCUCUGCAAGCACCAGGUCCAGAUGGAUUCCAAGCAAUCUUCUUUCAGAAAGCUUGGAAUGUGGUAGGGAAAGCUCUGACAGACAUGGCGCUAUCUUUCUUUGAAAAUGGCUCUCUCCCAGAAGAGGUUUCCUCUUCAACAGUUGUGCUCAUCCCGAAGGGUGAGAACCCAGAAUCGGUUAGCCAGCUGCGACCAAUCUCCCUCAACAACGUCAACCUCAAGGCGAUCACUAAAGCCAUGACUAGCAGAUUGAAGCCUCUUAUGCGGAAAUUGAUUUCCCCUCGCCAGAGCAGUUUCAUCCCGGGAAGACAGACUUCGGAUAAUAUCCUUAUUGUACAGGAGGUGCUUCAUUCUCUCAAGAAGAGGCAGGGAAAGAAAGGGGGGAUUGUGGUGAAAAUUGAUCUUGAGAAGGCGUAUGACAGACUGCGCUGGGACUUUCUCAGGGACACUUUGAUAGAAGUGGGCCUCCCAAGUUCCUGGAUUCAUUGCAUUAUGUACUGUGUGGAGCAUAACCACAUGCGUAUCUUUUGGAAUGGAGAACUUUCGCACCCUAUCACUCCUUCCCGUGGCGUCCGUCAGGGAGAUCCCCUUUCACCCUAUCUUUUUGUUCUGUGUAUGGAAAGGUUGUCUCAUAGAAUUGAUCAGGCGGUUCGGGACAAGUCCUGGAAGCCUAUUAAGCUUUCGGCGAAUGGUCCGGCUCUCACCCACCUCUUUUUUGCAGAUGAUCUCAUCCUCUUCGCCGAGGCAGGAAGGUCUCAAGUUCGGAUCAUCAAACAAUGCCUGGAGGAGUUCUGUGAGAGUUCGGGGCAACGGGUCAAUUUCACCAAAUCUUCCAUGUUUGUGUCGCCAAACGUAAGGGAGGAGACAGCGCAGCUGCUAAGCACCAGAGCCUCGAUUCCUCUUACCAAGGACCUGGGGCGAUAUCUAGGGGUCCAAACCAUUCAUGGUAAGGUCACCAGAAGUCGCUACCAGGCUCUAAUUCUGAGGAUCAAGAAAAAGCUGGCGCCUUGGAAGGCUCGACGCUUGUCCUUGGCUGCAAGACUCACAGUGGUUCGAUCUGUAUCCUCCUCCAUUCCUAUUUACUCUAUGCACACUGAGCAAUUACCUGUUAAUGUUUGCAAUUCAAUAGACAAGAUUAAUAGGGACUUUGUUUGGGGCAAAGAGGAGGACCAGGGGAGGUUACACCUUGUGGCUUGGGAGAAGCUCUUGGAACCAAAGUGGCAAGGAGGAGCGGGACUUCAAUCUUUAAGACAAGCCAACCUAUCCCUCCUAGCUAAGACUGGCUGGCGCCUUCUGACGGAGAAAGACAACCUUUUGGCUCAAAUCAUGAAGGACAAGUAUGGAAGGAGGCGGAAUGGUCUGGAGAUGCUCCGUCCGAGUCAGGGAAGUUCUUUUGCUUGGAGAAGCAUGACUAAAGCUUCUGAUUUGUUGAAACGGGGCCUUGCGUGGAAUAUACACAAUGGUAAAGGCACUAAUUUCUGGAAGGAUGUGUGGUGUUUACAGGUUCCCUUGAUCGAUGUCGCGGUGCAGCCCAUCCCGGAGGAGAUGCUGGCGGAUCCGGUGGCAAGCUACGUGGACGAAGAUGGCAGAUGGGACGUCGAUCGCUUGAAGACCUGGUUGACAGAGGAAGCCCUGAACAAGGUCACGGCAGUGGCAGUGGAUCCGCUCUCCACCACUGAAGACACUCUCUUCUGGUCGGCGGCUGAAAACGGACUUUUCUCGGCUAAGUCGGCUUAUCUCAUGGCGUAUCCCAGACAACUUGUGCACAAUGAGAGCUUUUGGAAGAAGAUUUGGCGGCUCCAUGUCCCGGAAAGAGUCUGUUGCUUUACCUGGCUGGUGGCCUUGGGCAAGAUUGCCACCAAUGUGCUUCGCUUCUCCAGGAAGUGCGCGGACUCCCCGGACUGUCACAGAUGCAAUGGAAUUCCUGAGACUAUCCUACAUAUCCUCCGCGACUGCCCGCCGGCUGUUUUCUUCUGGCACAAGCAGGUUCCUCAGGCAGAGCAUCACAAUUUCUUCUCGGCUUCUGCUGAAGAUUGGAUCAAAAGCAACAUCAACAAGGAAGCGGAAAUGGAGUCAGGUAUGGCCUGGAAUGAGUUUUUUGCCUCUUCCAUAUGGUUAUUGUGGAAGAACAGGUGCACAGCCUGCUUUAAAGGUGUUGGAGCUACGUUGACUGCCCCUUCUCUAGCCAAUUCAAUCUUUCACAAGACUACCCUUUGGCACACGGCUUGGAAGUCAGACAUCUCUACUCAGCUGUUUUGCUCGCCUGUAGUCCCUAGAGUCAUAGCGAACAUCAGGUGGGUGGCGCCGCCUAGUGGAUGGAUGAAGCUAAAUGUUGAUGGGGCUUCGGCUGGGAAUCCAUGA
Messenger RNA from Linum trigynum, 3726 nucleotides. The record is from the annotation of a GenBank genome assembly. NCBI's taxonomy places the organism in Eukaryota, Viridiplantae, Streptophyta, Magnoliopsida, Malpighiales, Linaceae.